Spinacia oleracea (spinach) is the source of this 1961-nucleotide messenger RNA. RefSeq names its product GPN-loop GTPase QQT1. Gene Ontology annotation, molecular function: GTPase activity. Gene Ontology annotation, cellular component: cytoplasm. The transcript is spliced from 9 exons. The record is from RefSeq and is a predicted model, not a curated record. NCBI's taxonomy places the organism in Eukaryota, Viridiplantae, Streptophyta, Magnoliopsida, Caryophyllales, Amaranthaceae. Bases 145 to 1035 code for a protein of 296 amino acids.
UCGUUUCUUCCAAACCCUUUCUGUUCGUCCUGGCUCUCACCUUCUUCGAUUUCACAGCCAUCGUAACUCACCACUCUAAUCAACUCCUCUAAGUUUACAUCAAUUAUUUAUUACAUUUAAGUAUUUAACUGAAAGUAAUCAAUCAUGGUAUUCGGGCAAGUUGUAAUCGGACCUCCAGGAUCCGGUAAAACUACUUACUGCAAUGGCAUGUCUCAAUUUCUUCCCCAAAUUGGACGGAAGGUUGCUAUAAUCAAUUUGGACCCUGCCAAUGAUGCAUUGCCUUAUGACUGUGCUGUUAAUAUUGAGGAUUUGAUCAAGCUUAACGAUGUGAUGAAUGAACAUUCACUCGGGCCUAAUGGAGGUCUUGUGUAUUGUAUGGAUUACUUGGAGAAGAACAUCGAUUGGCUCGAGUCCAAGUUGAAGCCACUCCUAAAAGAUCACUAUCUGCUUUUUGAUUUUCCUGGCCAAGUUGAGCUGUUUUUCCUGCAUUCAAGUGCGAAGGCAGUUAUAAUGAAACUUAUAAAGAAGUUGAAUCUUAGGCUGACUGCCGUGCAUUUGGUUGAUGCCCAUCUCUGCAGUGAUCCCGGGAAGUAUAUUAGUGCAUUGCUACUGUCAUUGUCAACCAUGCUUCAUAUGGAGCUUCCUCAUGUAAAUGUUUUCUCUAAAAUUGAUCUGAUUGAAAGCUAUGGGAAAUUAGCUUUUAACCUGGAUUUCUACACCGACGCACAAGAUCUAUCAUAUUUGCAACACUGUCUUGAUCAAGAUCCUCGUGCUGCAAAGUACAGGAAGCUCACAAAGGAGCUAUGUGAGGUCAUUGAAGAUUUCAGUCUUGUGAAUUUCACAACUUUGGACAUACAGGAUAAAGAAAGCGUUGGAAACCUUGUGAGUUUGAUCGACAAGACCAAUGGGUACAUCUUUGCUGGCAUAGAUGGAAGUGCAGUAGAAUAUAGUAAAAUUGCAGUUCGCCAAGUUGACUGGGAUUAUUACAGAUAUCCUUUUUCUUUUUUCAUUGUUUUUGUUCUAAAUUUUUUGUAGUUCUAGUCAUUUGAGCAAAGUUAGAGAGUAGUGAAAAAGGUGUAGACGUUGGGCUUAAGCUACACAUUAUUUAGUCGUGUUGUGGCCUCUUCAAGGUAUGACUUGCUUUUACCAACAGUAAUUUUCAUUGCAAUUAGCUGGCCUGUCGUCCAAAACAUGGAUCCUAGAAUUUACUUUUUUCGCACAGUAGUUAGGGGAACUUUAAGCUGCUAUUGACCUAGUUGACUCCCGUCAAAAAAAAAAGACCUAGUUGACUGGAAGAAGGUGUCUAAUUAAAGGCUACUUUUUAGUACUUCUUGGCUUUAAGUUAACUUGUAGUUAUGAAGAUUUCUACACCUUCAUGGGACUGAUUGGAUUGGGGAGGGGAAGCUGUUGAUCAACUCUUUUGUUAUUCUUCCUAGCAAUGAGAUGUCUAAUGUUGAGAAUGUCCAGUGACUAAAUGAGGGCACUUAUGGUCAUAGAAGAGUUCUGUUAUCAAACUUUUUACUGUCAUUGUUAUUGCCAUCAUUAUCUUCUUUUUAUUGACAAUGUUGUUUCCUUCUAUUGUGUGACAUUAUCUUCUUUGGUUCGUCACAAAUAUGUGGCAAAGUAUCUGCAAGUCUUUGAAUAAUUUCCAUGAUAUGGCAGAUUGUAGUUUGUUUUGCUUAACAAAGUAUUCCACAGUGGCAGCAGUACAAGAAAAAUAUAUCAAGGAUGAUGAAGUUGAUAAUGACUCGAAUGCAUAGGGAGCUUGCUGGAAUUUAAGGUCUUUUGUGAACGACAAAUUAAUUGGAGCUUCAUUGCUAAAAACAGACGGCAGAGAAAAUGAUGUACCAAUUGUAUAUGUUUGUGAAGCAUUGUACUGAAUUUUGUAUUUUGUGUUGGAUAUAAGGCACUUUGAGCUCCGUUAUCGCAUUGUUUUAUCGAGAACAUUCUUGUACACUUAA